AUGAUGAUUAUUCAUGCAGCCUUAUGGUCUGAGGAUCGUAAAGAAGAACGAAGUCUUGUUAUUAAUCCAUCAUCUAUACCUGGUCAAACUACUGGACCGACUUCAAGUAUUAUGUCAUUAAAUCCACCAUUGUGUAUAAGAACACUUGUAGGUCAUUGUACAUCAUCUGCAUACCUACUUAGAGAUCAUACGGGUCAACGAGGAAUUUAUUUUAUAUUUCAAGAUUUAUCAGUCAGAAUUGAAGGUACAUAUACCUUAAAAUUCUCGUUCUGCGAUGUUAGAGGACUAUUAUCUCCAUCAUAUGAAGGAUUUACAAAACUUCGUGGGGAUGUAGCAGCUGAAGUAUAUAGUGCACCUUUUAGGGUAUAUUCUGCAAAAAAGUUUCCGGGUAUGACAGAAUCAACCGCGCUUUCUAAAGCAUUUGCUAGCCAGGGAAUUAAACUUACUAUUCGUAAAGACUUUCGUUAUCAAAGAGUGAAUAAUAACGAUUCAUUAGACCAAACUAAUGAACUUGCCACUACUUCAACUUCAACUCCAAAACUUAGUGAUACAUCACAGGAAGAAAUAAAACGAGAACGAUGA
Messenger RNA from Dentiscutata erythropus, 582 nucleotides. The record is from the annotation of a GenBank genome assembly. NCBI's taxonomy places the organism in Eukaryota, Fungi, Glomeromycota, Glomeromycetes, Diversisporales, Gigasporaceae.